AUGGGAAGCAAGGGAGUGGCGCUCGCGCUGCUGCUCUGCCUGAGCAGCGCGGCCGUGGUCGCGUGGGCGCGCCCGGUCGCCACCGCCAAGGACGCCGCCGCCAACGAGAAGUUCCUCUUCCUCAAGAAGCACUUCGGCAAGGGCCUCGGAGGUGGGCUCGGGAAGGGCGGCGGCCUGGGAGGCGGCGGCGGAGGUGGCGGUCUCGGCGGCGGUGUCGGGCACGGCAUCGGCGGUGGGUUCGGCAAGGGUGGUGGCCUCGGCCAUGGCAUCGGUGGCGGGUAUGGCAAAGGUGGAGGCCUUGGCGGCGGGAUCGGCCAUGGCGUUGGCGGUGGGUACGGCAAAGGUGGCGGGCUUGGAGGCGGGAUAGGCCACGGCAUCGGCGGUGGCUACGGGAAGGGUGGCGGCCUCGGCGGAGGAAUCGACCAUGGGAUCGGUGGCGGCUACGGGCAAGGCGGUGGCCUUGGCGGCGGCGUUGGCCCCGGCAUCGGCGGCGGCGAAGGUGGUGGCUACGGAAAGGGCGGCGGUCUCGGCGGCGGGUACGGCAAGGGUGGCGGGCUCGGCGGCGGCAUCGGCCAUGGCAUCGGUGGAGGCUACGGCAAGGGCGGCGGCCUUGGCGGUGGGAUCGGCCACGGCGUCGGGGGCGGCUUCGGCAAGGGCGGCGGCCUUGGCGGUGGGAUCGGCCACGGCGUCGGGGGCGGCUUCGGCAAGGGCGGUGAUCUUGGCGGCGGAGGUGGUUACGGCGGUGGUGGCGGCGGCGGCGGCGGCGGCGGCUUCGGCAAGGGUUUCGGCUUCGGAUUCGGCAACGGUGGCGGUGGCGGCGGCGGCGGAGGCAUUGGUGUUGGCGGAGGCAUUGGUGGCCACCACUGA
Molecule: messenger RNA, 867 nt
Organism: Setaria italica (foxtail millet)
Lineage: Eukaryota; Viridiplantae; Streptophyta; Magnoliopsida; Poales; Poaceae
Product: glycine-rich cell wall structural protein
Exons: 2
Coding region: 1-867 (288 amino acids)
Source: RefSeq, a predicted model, not a curated record